UAUUUUAUUAUUUUCUCUGUGCUGUCCUUCACGCCAUAGUUGACCGAAGCCUAAAGUUUUCGAAAGAUAUUAGUGUAACUGAACAUUUAAGCGGAGGCCAAGAUGAACACGGCGCUGAAACACUGGAGAGAGGCGGCGACGGUGAUCUUGGCGGCCGGGCUGAGACAAACACAGAGCGCGGACUUUCUUAAAGCAGGUCUGGAAAAAGUCACUGAUGUAGCGCACAAAUCUGCCUUCGAUUAUCAAGUGCUACUGCUGAAACGCAGCGGUCACAGCGGGUUCAUGCCCAAUGCCUACGUGUUUCCCGGGGGUCUGGUGGAUUCGUCUGACUUCUCCAGCGAGUGGCAGGAGAUCUUUAAAGCCUUCACGGAAGCGCCCAACUAUGGCAUUGGAGUUGUGAAGCAGCCGCUGGCGACCAGGCCACCCAUUUUCGCCACUGACCGAGCGCAGCUGGGAUCUCCGAUCCCGGGAGAUGUAGCUUUCAGGAUAUGUGCGGUGAGAGAGACGUUUGAGGAGUCAGGUUUGCUCCUCGUGGUUCCCAAACACGAGGAAAACGGGAUUCGCGUGCACACAGAUGAUGCUUAUGACAGUGACAUCCAGCCAACCCUGACCAGGUUGAGCGGACUGUGGAAUAAAGACGUGCUGUCAAAGUGGAGAUCUCUGGUUAUUGGUAACUCGUCGAAUUUUAUUAAGAUGUGCAGGGAGUUGCAGUGUCUGCCCAACAUCUGGGCUCUGCAUGAAUGGGGGAACUGGCUAACACCCAUAGGCGUGCACGGCAAAAAGAGGCGCUACGACACAGCAUUUUACAUCUGCUGCCUACACGAGACUCCAUAUACGCUUCACGACGACAAGGAAAUCGUUCAUUUUAAGUGGUCCACUCCCUCAGAAGUGCUACACAGCUACAAAUCAAAAGAAAUUUGGAUAGCUCCACCUCAGUUCUACGACCUUGGCCGAAUGUGCCAUUUUUCAGCUCUUAGAGAUCUCCAUCGCUUUGCCUGGCAGAGGUCUUUGGAGGGCUGCGAGCAGUGGCUGCCUAUUCACCUGGUGUCACCUGACUGCUUUGCAAGUAUUUUACCAGGGGACGCUCUGUACCCAGAGAAUGUGGACACUUCUGGAAUGAGUGGUGGCGUGACGAAAAUUGAGAAAAGUUUUGAAGAGCUCCAGCAGGACAGUGCAAAGAUGCACCGCAUUGUCGGUCAGGAUCCAUAUUCAAUAUCUGUCCAUAUGAACAUCAGACCUAAGUAUAACCACCUGCCUCCUCUCUGCGGUGAAGAUAUGGGUGGCACCUCCAAAAACAGUAGUAAACUCUGACACUUACCUGUCGCUACCCACAGUGGCAGGACUGAUGGACAUUAAGUCUAGAUGAAUUUUUAAUUAGUUCAUUUCUACACACUGAUUUAACCCUUGACCUAUGCAAUGUAGUUUGAUUAUAUGGUCCCUUUAACUUAUGUUAAAGAAAAUACAAAAUGACUACUUUGUUGAUGUGAUGUCUGUUAAUGUAUUUUUGAAAUUGAUCAUGAACUCUUUUAAAGAAGAUUGUUCUGGUUCUUGACUAUAUUGUAAUACAACACAGUAUAGGUCAUAUUAUACAAACAAUUUCAAAAAGUUUUCAAGCUUGAAUAUAGCUAUUAUCGGCACAUUUGUUCUUCAUUAUUGCAGAUGAGAUGGUAAAGGGAAACGGUUACUGAACCAGUCUACAUCGCUCAGUCAGCUUUGAGUUUGCAGAAUACAGGACUCUUAAAAACCUGAAAAGGGUAGUGUACAAAUAGUAUAAUUUUUCUGAUUACUUAUAUGCUAGCCAUAGACCAACUAAUUACAAUGAAUUUGACUGUAGCCACUAUUGCAAACUUAAUAUUGGCCAGAAUUAACACCCUAGAUUUAAAUGUUUAAGUACAAUGAAAAGUGAAUCAAGAAUUAUUUGAUGGAAAAAAUAACAAAAACAAAAGCAUGUGCAUUUCUAGCAUUUUUAAAUUGAGAAAACAAAUGAAUUCAGACACAAUGUGUGUGAAUCUUUUCAAACAGUUUAAUCAUACAUAAACUAAAGAUAAACUACCAGAUGACUGUUCGUAUGUGUCCACUUUGCUAGAUUUCUGUAGAGACAGUAGCAUGAAAUCCUGAACCAACUUAAUACAACACACUUGUUUGACAUCUAAUAAAUUCUGCACUCUCUACACUUCCAAUGAAAACCACACAACUUGAAUGACAAAACGACAAAAAAAAAAAAAAAAAAAAAAAACAUCUUCCGUUAAAGGCUGUUUUGUGGAGUUGAUUAUUUUUGUUUGUGGUUUGGUUAUUUUGUACAGGUUGAUGUUUGGUCAUGGUGUUACAGUCUACAUGCUUCUACUUACUGGGACUUACAUUGUGAAACAACUUAUGAAGUAGAAAAGGCAAAAUCUGUACAAAUCUUAAAUGUUAAAUACAAUCACUCUGUACCAGUAAUGACAAACAUCCCACAGGAAAUUUUCUCAGAAUACAUAUAAACUCACAAAACAGCAGCUUAAAAUCUAAAUAGAAAACAACCACCUCAACUCCCAAUUAGAUUAAUCUUUCAGAAUACAUCUUAAAAAAAAAAAGAAAAAAAAAAAAAAUAUUGUAGCUCUUCAUCCAUGGAGACAUGUUGGACAUUAGAGGGUUGCCUCCCAAACUAAAGGUUUAGGGGGCAAAGCUGCAGUUGAGCUCUACCAAUCAGUCCAGAAUUCCAGAACUUCACAACUUGUACAGAUGCCAGUAUAGGGAAAAAAAAAAAAAAAAAAAAAAAAUGCCUGCAAGCUGAGUGUAAAACAGACCAACUGUAUGGUUAUAACAAAUUAUUAACUGAACAACAUCUUAAGAAGAGCAUGUGUUUUUGCUGUUGUAGGCACAAUCAUUUAUAUCUAAGGACUCAUUUAAAAACCACUUCAAUUUGUGUAACAAGUUUACAUUAAAAUCUCACUUUAACCCAUAACCUAAACACACAUUGUAUUGUUUUUUUUAAAUCAUAAACCAUCAAAAUGAGACCACAUGUCAUUGUAGCAGGAGCCAUGAACAUGAUGUGAAUCAUACUGCAAAUGUAACCAACAGCAACAUGCAAAACUUUUGGCACCACUUUAUUCAUCUUGACUUUUUGAAACAGAACUAGAUCACAUUUUGCUGAGGAUUUCAGUGCACUUACAAAACAAACAAAAAAAAAAAAAAAACAUGCAUGCUUAAUAUUUACCUGUGACAAGAAAUUCAACUCUGCUCAUUCUAUGCAUUAUUUCAGACUAAUCCUGAUUUUCACACAAUAAGGAAAUGAAAAACAUGUGCCUAUGUUGGCUCGACACACAAAGAAGAAAAAGGCAAUUCAAGUGUCUAUUGUAAUGUCACUCUGUUAAUAAAAACUCCCAAAAUUACAUCAUGCCAACUAACCUAACACAAAAUUACAAAGUUUAUCCUCAAUUUCAGCAAAAUGUGACGAAAACAUCCUCUAAAAGGUUUAGAACUAACAAGUGAGAGAAAGGGAAACACACCCACACUUGAACACACAAAAGUGAUUCUAUAAACUGAAUGGCUGCUUUGAGGAAAAAAAAAAAAAAAAAAAAAAAAAUACAAUUAGAAGCGCUAGGAAGACUGCUUAAAACAAUAAAAAUCGAUAAAGAAAAAUCUGAAAAAUUAAACAAUGAAAAUUAAAAGCUUCUGCAAAAAUCUAGUGGUUAUGUUUGUACGUUCUAGAAAAAUAGACUCUUUGCUCUGAACAAUUUUCAUGAAACUUUUUACACUUUUAGCAGUCUUUCUAACGCUCCCUAUUGGCAGCACAAAUGACAGAAAUGAACAUCACACAAAGAAACAAACAAUAAGUAAUCAAUAAGCGUCAAAAGUUAACAAAAAGGUCAAGUGUGAAAUUUCAAGCGUCAGAGAAGCGAAGAGGACAACGGACUGGACGAUGAACUUUUGACGUCACAUCGACAUGCUAGGCAAACGAUGACAAACGGGCACGAAGAUAUC
Molecule: messenger RNA, 3963 nt
Organism: Ctenopharyngodon idella (grass carp)
Lineage: Eukaryota; Metazoa; Chordata; Actinopteri; Cypriniformes; Xenocyprididae
Gene: nudt19
Product: nudix (nucleoside diphosphate linked moiety X)-type motif 19
Exons: 3
Coding region: 103-1311 (402 amino acids)
Cellular component (GO): mitochondrion
Molecular function (GO): hydrolase activity, acting on acid anhydrides, in phosphorus-containing anhydrides
Source: RefSeq, a predicted model, not a curated record